Messenger RNA from Rattus norvegicus (Norway rat), 5890 nucleotides. It is a transcript of the gene Btn1a1, whose product is annotated as butyrophilin, subfamily 1, member A1. The record is from RefSeq and is a predicted model, not a curated record. NCBI's taxonomy places the organism in Eukaryota, Metazoa, Chordata, Mammalia, Rodentia, Muridae. Gene Ontology annotation, cellular component: membrane.
GGUAGAUCCAUCUGAAUGGCAAAACAACUCUCCUUCGAGCCAGUGAUCUAAGGAUUUCUAGAUUGAUACUCUUACAGUACCUCCGCUCUACCAACUGAACUGUUGAAGGAUGCCGUGUACAGUUCCUAACAGGGUGCCAAGUAGCUUAGACGAGCUUCAAACUUCCUAAAUUCGAGACUGAUUUUAAAUUUCUGCUCUUUCUAACUCCACCUGGAAUUACCAGUGUAAGCCACCACGCCUGAUUUUAAGCAGUGCUAGGUUUAAACUCAGAGCUUCAUGAAUACUAGAUGGACCCUCUACCAAAUGCCAAGUGCAUUCUUUUUUUUCUUUCUUUCUUUCUUUCUUUUUUUUUUUUUUUUUUUUUUUUGGAGCUGGGGACUGAACCCAGGGCCUUGUGCUUGCAAGGCAAGCGCUCUACCACUGAGCUAAAUCACCAACCCCCGGAGCUGGGGACCGAACCCAGGGCCUUGCGCUUUCUAGGUAAGCGCUCUACCACUGAGCUAAAUCCCCAGCCCCAAGAAGCAUUCUUUAUAAUAGAAAAAGAACUAAAAAUCCUCACAAUCUUGGCAAAUAUAUACUUAGUAGCUUAUUAAUUGUGCAGGAAAACUAAACAUAAAGUAAAUACCAUAAGGAAUUGCUGACUUUGGCACAGUGAAGCUCAAGGUCCUUGUGAGCUGCACAGUUAGACCAUCUUGAAGGUGGGCAUCCAGUGGAAUCCUGCCUCCUAGCCCCACACUCCUGAAGGUGUCUUGUGGAAAAGAUCAACCAUGGAGAGCUGGAACCAUUGUGGACUCUUUAGUUACUCACAGAUGUAACGACAAAGGAAUUUACGUUCUGGGCUCCUAUUCUGUUCCCCAUUUUGUUUCAAAUACUCUUCCAACUCAGCAUAAUUCAAACAAGGUAUUAUUAACAUUAGUCUUUUUCUUAAAAUUAACAAACAAACAUCCCACUGUCUUUUGUUUUGUUCUCCAUAUGUAGCUCUUGUAAGUCCGGACCUUGCUAUGUAUCCCAAGCUGGACUUAAACUUGCAAUGAUCUUCCUAACUCCUGAAUGUACAUGGGUUAAAAGAACUGAAGCCACAGAGGUAAGUUCGCUGGCUGAUGGCCUCAUGUCUCAUUUCAGUUAUUCAAGCCUUCUUUCUCUUUGUCCCCAAUCCCUAUAUUCAGUCCAGCUCUUUAAUGCAUAUAUUGUCCUCUUAGCUGAGAACGAUAAACCCAAACUACCCAACCACCAAUCUGUAGUCCACAUGUUUAAAAGCGGCCCCUCCCCCCACCCCAAGUAAAUACACUUGGCUAUCUGGGGGCAGGCUUCUCUAACAGCACACAGCCUUCUUCCUUCUGAAGCUCUGUCUUUGGCCCUAGGGUGACAAACAGCCCUUUUCACUUGUUCACUGUGGUUCUGGUUCCCUUUUCCUCUGGGACUGUUGAAGUCGGUAGGUGCUUCACUGUCAGCUCAGGGAGCCACAGAAUAACACAGCUCUCUUUGUCUCUUCUCAGAACUGGUCUUUCUGUUCCUCAAGCUCUUCAGCUCUGCCUCUCCCCUUUCUCUUAGACUUUGGCAAGAUUGUAUGUACUUCACUAUGUGACUCCCAGAGAUCAUGCCCCUGAGUGCUGCUGGGCUUACGGGUGUGAAGACUACCUCCCAUCUUUCUCUCUCUCUCCUCCAUUUCAUUCCAUUCUCUAUUUCUACCUCCGAGGCUUUAUUGUCAUUACCACUUCUGAAUAGGAACAGCAAAGUAUCCUACUUGACACGAGUCUAUUUCAUUGUUGUUGUUGGUGGUGGUGGUGUAAAUACUGAGAUUCCAAAAUAUCUUCACUAUCUACAGCUGUGCCUUACAGUUCUAUUCUGGAGUCAACUGAGGGCUGUAGGACGGAAUUGCCUGACUGACCAGAUUUACAGAAGAGUAGGCACUGUUGUAACAUGGACUGAAGAUAACCCUGCAGGGAAAAUAAAGAGCCCUCCAGGUUGGAAGAAACUUGUGGAGAACAGGGCGCUUGUAGCCCUGACCAUUUCUCUCCCAGCCUGAAGUUCUUGGCAAACCCCAUUGCCCCAGCAAGCUCAGAAAUGGCAGUUCCCACCAACUCUUGUCCUUUGGUCUGUCUGCUCACCUUUACAGUCCUACAGCUACCUACGUUGGAUUCAGCAGCUCCCUUCAAUGUGACUGCACCUCAGGAGUCAGUGCUGGCCGUAGUGGGUUCAGAUGCGGAGCUGACCUGUCGCUUUUCCCCAAACGCAAGCUCAGAGCAAAUGGAGCUGCUGUGGUUUCGACAGACGAGGUCGCCAGCGGUACUUCUGUACCGGGCUGGCCAGGAGCAGGAGGGCGAGCAGAUGACCGAGUACCACGGGAGGGCGACGCUGGUGACAGCCAGACUCCUAGACGGCCUCGCUACUCUGCGGAUCCGAGGUGUCAGGGUCUCCGACCAGGGGCAAUACCGGUGCUUUCUCAAAGACAACGACGACUCCGAGGAGGCCGCUGUGCAUCUCAAAGUGGCUGCUGUGGGCUCAGAUCCUUACAUCAGUAUGAAGGUUCAAGAGAAUGGAGACAUGGAGCUGGAGUGCACCUCCUCUGGAUGGUACCCAGAACCUCAGGUACAGUGGAGAACAGCCAACAGAGAGAUGCUACCACCCACAUCAGAGUCCAGGAAUCCUGAUACGGAAGGCUUGUUCACUGUGACAGCUUCUAUGAUGAUCAGAGACAACUCCAUAAAGAAUAUGUCCUGCUGCAUUCAGAAUAUCCUCCUUGGCCAGGGGAAGGAAGUAGAGAUCUCCUUACCAGCUCCCUUCUUGCCAAGGCUGACUCCUUGGAUAGUAGCCUUGGCUAUUGUCAUAUUGGCCUUAGGGUUUCUCGCAAUCGGGUCCAUAUUUUUCACUUGGAAACUAUACAAGGAAAGAUCUAGAGAGCGGAAGAAGGAAUUUGGCUCUAAAGAGAGGCUUCUGGAAGAACUCAGAUGCAAAAAGACUGCCCUUCAUGAAGUUGAUGUGACUCUGGAUCCAGACACAGCUCACCCCCACCUCUUCCUGUAUGAAGAUUCAAAGUCGGUUCGAUUGGAAGAUUCACGUCAGAUCCUGCCUGAUAGACCAGAGAGAUUUGACUCCUGGCCCUGCGUGUUGGGCCGUGAGACCUUUACUUCAGGGAGACAUUAUUGGGAGGUGGAGGUGGGAGAUAGAACUGAUUGGGCCAUUGGUGUGUGUAGGGAGAAUGUGGUGAAGAAAGGGUUUGACCCCAUGACUCCUGAUAAUGGGUUCUGGGCUGUGGAGUUGUAUGGAAAUGGGUACUGGGCCCUCACCCCACUCCGGACCCCUCUCCGGUUGGCAGGACCCCCUCGCCGAGUUGGGGUUUUUUUGGACUAUGAAUUAGGAGACAUUUCCUUCUACAAUAUGAGUGAUGGAUCUCUUAUCUAUGCUUUCCCUAGCAUCUCUUUCUCUGGUCCCCUCCGUCCCUUCUUUUGUCUGUGGUCCUGUGGUAAAAAGCCCCUAACCAUCUGUCCAACCGCCAAUGUGCCUGAGAAAAUCACAGUCAUUGCUAAUGUCCAGGACAACAUUCCCUUGUCCCCUCUGGGGGAAGGCUCUACUUCAGGAGACAAAGAUAGUCUCCAUUCUAAACUGAUACCUUUCUCACCUAGCCAAGCAGCACCUUAACAAAUAUUCCAGCUUCACAAGUUUGCCUUCCUUUGACUACUCCUUAAUGCCCUGAAGCUUUAGCUGCCAGCUUCCUUCAGUCCUGUUUCUUUCUUCCUGUUGGAUGGAGAUUAAUUCACAUUGGGAAGGUGGUAUCUUGCUGCCAGACAAGGCAGGAAGAAGGGCUAUCCUAGUUUGUUUCUGUACUAACAUUGAGGAGGUAGAGAGCUGAUUCCUAAACUAUUUCUGGUGCUCAUAGUCCUUCAGGCCAGAGCCUAUAUAGGAGGACUUGGUACAAUCACCUGAGGGACCAAGAGGCAACCAAGAGGUUGGUAUGGAAUUGUGGCAGAGACAUCAGGAAAAGGGGUAUGUGGGACAACAGGUUUUAGGCAAGGGAGAACAAAACCAAACCACAGGAUGCUAAAAAAGGAAGAGCUUGGCCUAAAAUCCUAUAAAGGGACUUAGAGGAGAUGUGACAGGCAAAUGAAGUGAAUUUGGUCCAACUAGAUACACUUAUCCUAUCCCUAGGAUUUUUCAGUUAUAUCCCAUUUUUUUGUUAAUUAAAAAUUUUGACAGCUUCAUACAUGUAUAUAAUGCAUUCUAAUUACUCUCACUUUCCUUUAUUUCCUCCCCUUCCUUCCCCUCCCUUCAUCAACACCCCCUUCUGACUUCAAACCUGACCCACUGAGUUUAAUGGGCUCUCCUUUGAGCUCUAGAGAGCAGAUGUCACUGAAUACAAUGAUUUCCCCUCUCCUACAGUCAAUCAGCAGCCAAAGUUCAGCCACAUGAGCCCCUCCCCUAUCAAGGCUAACUGUUGACAGGGCCAGUUUUAGCACCUGUGAGAUUACAAGAUUACAAGAGCCCAGAAGAGAGAGUUGCUCAGCCAUUCUCCCUCCCCUCUGGCUUUUAUGGUCUUUUGUCCUCUUUUUAGGAUGUCUCUGAACACUGUAUCUUAAGUUUUCUAUGUCACGUUCUAUAGGGUGGAGGAGACUGGCCUCUGCUUGUUUGAGAGCACUGUAAGCAAGCUAGCAAGAGACAGAGAUGAGGGGAGAUGAAUGGGGCCAGAGAACCAGGGCUAUAGUAGAGGAGAAAAUUUUAAACAAACCCUCCAGGUUACGGGUGUUAGGUCCUGCUCUUCUUCUUUUUUUUUUUUGGGGGGGGGGGGUUCUUUUUUUUUUCCGAAGCUGGGGACCGAACCCAGGGCCUUGCACUUCCUAGGCAAGCGCUCUACCACUGAGCUAAAUCCCCAACCCCAGGUCCUGUUCUUCUUUAUAUGUCCUCCUCUUUCUUGACUUCCCUGAAGGUCAAUCCAACCUCACAUUAUUGACUCCACUAGAAAGGUGUGUGUGUGUGUGUGUGUGCGCGUGCGUGGUGUGUAUGGUGCAUGUGUGUGUGUGUGUGUGGUGUGUGGUGUGUAUGGUGUGUGUGUGGUGUGUGGUAUGUAUGGUGUGUGUUAUGUAUGGUGUGUGUGUGGUGUGUGGUGUGUGGUGUGUAUGGUGUGUGUGUGGUGUGUGAUGUGUAUGGUGCGUGUGUGUGGUGUGUGGUGUGUGUGUGUGUGGUGUGUGGUGUGUAUGGUGUGUGUGUGUGUGGUAUGUGGUGUGUAUGGUGUGUGGUAUGUGUAUGUGGUGUGUGGUAUGUGGUGUGUGGUAUGUGGUGUGUGGUAUGUGGUGUGUGUGGUGUGUGGUGUGUAUGGUAUGUGUGGUGUGUGGUGUGUAUGGUAUGUGUGUGUGUGUGUGUGGUGUGGUAUGUGUGUGGUGGUGUGUGUGUGUGUGUGUGUGUGUGUGUGUGUGUGUGUGUGUGUUUUAAGAUGGAGGUUUACUAUAUAGCUUAGACUGGCUUUGAAUUCCUGAUCCUCCUGCCUCUACCUUCCAAGUGCUGGCAACAACCAUCUCCACCACACUAGCUUUCAUUCGGCAUGCUUAGGUAGCAUUGCUGUUUUAUCAGGAGCUGCAUGCUCCCUCAGCCCUCACUGCAAUGUUUAACACCUCACAGACACCUUCAUUCCCUUCCACUGCCAUCCUGUUCCACACUGUGCCAUUGUUCAAUGCAGCCUACCCAGGUACCCUGCAUUCUGUUUUGCCUUAGAGUCCCCAAAGUUGUACCAUGAUGCUUGACACAGCUGGACAGUUUGUCCCUAUUUGUGUGUGUUCCAAUGUCCUCCUGUUUGUAUGGGACUUGUUUUGUCAAUGCCUGUGUGUGUAUCCAAGCUCUUCCACUUCUAUUGUAUUUUCCUGGCUUCUAGAAUGUUACUGAAUAAAGAAAGAGAAAGAAA